AUGUCUUCCACCAAGGUCGACAAUGGAGUCGUCGACUCAAACACCGCCCACGAGGCAGCAGCCGCCACAGAAGCAGAGCGCAACAUGGGCCUCAUGAAAUCCCUGAAGCUCUACAAGAAAGCCUGUCUCUGGUCCGUUUUCUUGUCUCUCUGCAUCAUCAUGGAAGGUUUCGACGUCGUUCUCCUGAACAACCUCUUCGCCUACCCUCCCUUCCAGCGCAAAUUCGGUGUUGAGCAGCCUGAUGGUACAUACCAGCUCACGGCUGCUUGGCAGUCUGGUCUCUCGAACGGUACCCUCUGUGGUCAGAUCCUUGGUCUGUUCAUCAAUGGUAUCAUCGCUGAUCGAUUCGGCUACCGUAAGACGCUUAUUGGUGCCCUGAUCGGUUGUAUUGGUUUCAUCUUUAUCAUCUUUUUCUCUGAGACGCUUGUUCAGCUUCUUAUUGGAGAGAUCUUCAUCGGUAUCCCGUGGGGUGUUUUCCAGACUCUCACGACUACUUAUGCCUCUGAAGUCUGCCCUACCCAUCUUCGCGCUUACCUUACCACCUACGUCAACCUCUGCUGGGUUCUCGGCCAAUUCAUCGCCUCAGGUGUUCUUCGCGCCAUGGUCACCCGCGACGAUCAGUGGGGUUACAAGAUCCCCUUUGCUCUUCAAUGGAUGUGGCCUGUCCCUCUCAUCAUUGGAAUCUACCUCGCCCCCGAAUCCCCCUGGUGGCUUGUCCGCAAGGGCCGCAUCGAAGAAGCCAAGCUUUCCCUCCAACGCCUUACCGCGCGCAACAGCGAAGUCGAAUUCAAGCCCGACGAGACGAUUUCGAUGAUGGUACACACGAACGAGAUGGAGAAGGAAGCACAGGCUGGUACUUCAUACACUGAUCUCUUCAAGGGAGUUAGUCUGCGAAGAACCGAGAUUGUGUGCUUUACUUGGAUGGUUCAGACUCUUUGUGGUGCUACCUUUAUGGGAUAUUCUACCUACUUCUACCAGAUGGCUGGCAUGGCUGUUGAGAACAGUUUCUCCAUGUCUCUUGGUCAAUAUGCCAUCGGUGCUGUUGGUACUGUCUUCUCUUGGUUCCUCAUGGGCUGGUUCGGUCGUCGCACUCUUUACCUCGGUGGUCAAGUCGUCAUGUGCGUCAUCCUCCUCACAAUCGGCUGUGUCGCAUUCGCCGGCAAGGAAAACGUCGCCGCUCAAUGGGUCAUCGGAUCCCUCCUUCUCAUCUACACCUUCACCUACGAUUCCACUGUCGGACCCGUCUGCUACUCCCUCGUCGCCGAACUGUCCUCUACCCGCCUCAGAACCAAGACCGUCGUCCUCGCCCGAAACUCAUACAAUAUCGUUGGAAUCAUGACCAACAUUAUCACUCCUCGCAUGUUGAACCCUUCUGCUUGGAAUUGGGGAGCCAAGGCCGGUUUCUUCUGGGCUGGAACCUGUGCCCUUUGCGCUGUCUGGACAUAUUUCCGUCUUCCUGAGCCCAAGGGACGUACUUACGGAGAGUUGGAUGUUCUCUUUGAGCGUGGUAUCAGUGCGCGCAAGUUUAAGACUACCGAGGUUGAGAGGGUUGAUGCUGAGUUUGAUGGUGUUGCCAAGGAGAAGGGGUCUGCUGUUUAUGUUGAGCAGGUUGCUAGCAACCAGUCUUAG
Messenger RNA from Fusarium coffeatum, 1629 nucleotides. RefSeq lists its product as uncharacterized. The record is from RefSeq and is a predicted model, not a curated record. The coding region runs from base 1 to 1629 and encodes 542 amino acids. Lineage: Eukaryota; Fungi; Ascomycota; Sordariomycetes; Hypocreales; Nectriaceae. Gene Ontology annotation, cellular component: membrane. Gene Ontology annotation, molecular function: carbohydrate:proton symporter activity. The transcript has a single exon. Gene Ontology annotation, biological process: carbohydrate transport; transmembrane transport.